AUGGUCACUUGUGUAGUCCUUAUAAUUCUCUUCUCCAUGUUUUGGGAAGCUUUUGCGGGAUUUUCGCGUAUAGAUGAACUACUAUCAGGACCUGAUCUUACAAUCAAAGAACUUUUAGAUGAUGAUGAUUUGUUACAGAAAUGUCGUGAAAAAGAUCAACGUCUAAUUGAUUUUUUGUCACGACCAGAUAAUUUGGAUUAUCUAUUAGAUCUGGUUAGUCAUACACCAGUGUCUAAUGUGUUUGAUCAUAAUUUGUAUAGGUAUCCUAGUUUAGCGUGUGAAAUUUUAACCAAUGAUAUUGAUGAAAUAUUAGAUGGAAUUAUUGAAUCACAAUCAAUAAUCGAUAAACCAGUGGAGAAUUCAUUUUAUCAUGAUCACCAUCAUCAUCAUUUAAAUCAUAAUAAUAAUACUGAUGGAGAUGACACCGGGAAUAAUAUUAUGGAGUCGACUGGCAUAUCUUCAUCUUCGCCAUCACCAUCAUCGUCAGUGGUGUUUCAUGAAAGUGAUAAAAGUGCUACUAAUAUGUCAGUGAUUAGUAAUCAUGAUGAUGACAGUGUAAAUAAUUCAGCGAUGGAAUUAUGUAAUUUAACUCCAACGGAUAAUAAUAAUUAUAAUGAUACUACUAAUAAUAGUAGUAAUAAUGAGGUCAAUAAUUUGUCCACUUCAAUGUCUAUUAUUGAUGAAUCUAGUUUAAAUAAUUCCUCGUCUUCUUAUUCUUCGUCAACUGCUAAUACCAUUGUAAAUAAUAUGGAAGAUAAAUCAAUCAAUAAUACCUUAGAUCAUCAUGUAAAUACAUUGAAUUCAUCAACGGAUAUUUUAUCCUCAUCGACUGUAUUCAAUAAUGGUGAGAUGAAGACGUCACCACCACCAUCGACAACGAAGACGAUGGAUAUCGCGGCUACAACAUCACGAAUCCGUCGUCCACGUUUAGAUAAACUCAUCCAGUUUUUUAGCUCAAAUCAAUCAGUGAAUCCAUUAUCAGCUAGUUUUGUUUCACGUGUGUUAAUUCACUUGACAUUAUAUCGUGGAAGUGUUGUUAUUCCAUACUUACGAUCAUCACAAGAUUUUCUCAACAAAGUGUUCUCAUGCUUGGAAUCAUGCGCUGUAGCUGAUCUAAUCAUUCAGUUAGCACAACAAGAAACGAAACAACAAUGCCUUGUCUUUGAAUGGUUUAAGACCGAUCGUGUUGUGGAACGUUUGGUUGAAAAAUUCGAUCCUAUCUAUUCAUUUGAGAUGCAUGAAUCAGCAGCGCAUUGUUUAAUCGAAUUGAUUACAGUGCUACGGAAUUAUUUAAUCAAUAAUCCUUUGAAUACAACAGAUGGAGUGAAUUUCAGUCUUGGCCCCAAUAAUGCCACUAAUGGUGGUGAUGGUGGUAGUAGUGAUGAUCUGUCGGCUGCUGAUUCAACAACACCAAAAACUACAAAUAAUCCUAAUUACUUGAAUACUACUCAAUCGACUAGUAGUAUAUCUGGAUUCCCUGUAAAUAAUUCAUCCAUUAGUCAUCUACUCGAUGAUUAUAUUGAUGAUGAUGAUGCGACGUAUAAAGCAGCUGAGAAUUUAUUAAAUAUUUUAGAAAGUGAAAAAACAAUGUCAAUGCUGUUAAAUCGAAUAUUAUCCAAUGAAGAACAGAUAGUGACGUCAUCGAUAGUGGUAAAUUGUGUGAAUGUAUUUAUGGCUGUUAUGGAUAAGAGAAAACCUGAGUCUGGUUUUCCUGUUGGAGGUGGUGCCGGUGAGAGUACUGAAACCGGGUCAUUAAUUGGUUAUGGGAUACCAGGCCCUAAGAAUGAUAUAAGCUGUACCAAUAAUAAAACAAUAAAUAACACUUCAAAUGACUCAGCGUUAUUGAUGACAAAUGGUGAUGAUGCUGUUGGUGGUGGUGGCAAUAAAUCCUCCAAUGACUGUGAUACUUCAUCAAUCAAUAACCGACAGCAGCAACAACAACAACAACAGUCAGUGCAUGAUAUGAACUCAUUACCUAUAGAUAAACAGCAUAUAUCAAAAGCUUGUGAAAAUUUAUCUAAAGCAUGCUUAUCUUGCUUGAGUGAAUUGCAUAAAUUAUUGAAAACAUUUCAUCCGCAAUUCUAUAAUACUGUGUCAACAACAAAUGGUAUCUUAAAUCCACCACUUGGUCGUUGUCGUUUAGCUGUUGUCCAGUUGAUUGCUGCACUCACCUCUUUACCGAUGAAUUUACAAUUAAUUAAAGCAAUUGUUGCGAAUGGUUUUGUCAAAACAUUAAUGGAGUUAUUUGAACAAUAUCCAUCGAAUACCUUUCUACAUCAUAGUGUUGUCGAUGUGUUAACCUCCUUGUUCAAGCAUUCAGGUAUAACAAACACAAUGAAGACGCCGACAACGACUACCACUAGUACUAGUGGAGGUAAUGGAAAUGCCAAUGAUACAUUUAAUCCAAAUUUCUCUACAUCAAAAAAAACCAAUCAAAUUGAUGACAAUCAAUCCCCAUCAUCCACCACUCCCGAUCUAUCCUCUUCUUCAUCAUCUGUUGAUAGUGGUGUCACAAUCACUGCUGCUGACAGUUCAACAGAUACUGCCAAAGUUACUGCUGCUACUGUUGUGAUGAAUACUACUCAUUUCGAUGAAUUUAAUAGUAUAUUAAUUAAUCUUAUAAAAGAUCAUCAUUUGAUUGAUUGGUGUUUACGAUUAUCUCCGUUGCCGGGUAAAAAUGAUCGACCGGAUGUUCCUUAUUCACCGAAUUCUUCUUUAGUUCGAUUAUCUAAAGCUAAGCCCAAACCUGGUUAUGCUGGACAUAUCUGGCAGAUAGCCAAUCUGAUUGAUUCAGCUAUGAAUAAUAGUAAUAAUGGUUCAAGAGGAGAAUUUGUAAAAAGCAUCUUUGAAGAUUUAGAUUCAAAAGUCAAAGAUGCUUGGUCAGAAUUUGUAAAAGAAGAUCUUAGCGUGAUUAAUUCAAUGCAAGUUGUUGAGGAUUUAAGCGAAAGUACGACUAUUAGUCAAGAGGGAGGCCUACUCCGAUUAAUUACACAAUAUAAUUUAAAUAAAUUGCUCUCAAAUUCAUCAGAUUUACUCAGUUUGGCUGCUGGCGGUUUAAAUCUAUCCAAAACCCCAUUUGUUCUCGCACCGAUAUCCUCAUUAAAUUUAAUGCAGCAUAAAUUAUCCGAUUUAAAUGGUGCUAUCAGAGGAGGCAGUAAUAGUAGCAGUAGAGCUAAUAGUACUGAAGGCUUGACAUUACAGGUGUCGACAGGUGUCGAGAACAACGGUGACAAUGAUGCUGACGACGAUGAUAUUAUUGAUGAAGGUGAUGAUCAACAGCAAAAACACCGACAGUUAGAUAAUCAAUCACCGUUUACCCUGCUUCCAAUUCAGCCAUCUUCUGAUAUUCUUAUCAGUGGGAGAAAUAAUGUUAGUGGUCGUGUUGGAGGCGGUGGUGGUAUUUCAUCCUGUAGUCUAUCUGAUUUGUGGUUAGAUCCAGAUGAUAUGGAAGUCGAUGAUGGUGAUGAUAGGGAACAACACGGAAAAAGUGACCAACAGACUCCCAGUACUCUGCAUCGAUUCACAUCAAAGUCUUUUAGACAGAUUAAUUUAUGUGUUAAAAACGACGACAAUGUUGAUGAUGAUGACGAGGUGGCGAUGGGGAAUGAUGAUGAAACAACCUCGAAAGUUAAUCACCAUCGGAGUCUUCGUCAUCGUAGUAGUAGUAAUAGUAGUGGCAGUAAUCCUAUGAGUGACGAUGACGAUGACGGUGAUGAUGAAGGUUGUGAAGAGGCGAAAACUCAUAAUGUCGAAGAUGAAGGUGAGGGUGAAGGUGUCGAUGAUGUUGAUGACGAAGACGAUGACGACGACGAAGAGGAGGAUUUAAAGUCACCAAUUCAAAUUAAACAACAACAUUCCAGUAAGCUGACCAAUAGCUAUGCACCAGCUGGUGGUCUACUGUUCAAGAGUAAUCCACUUCUUAAAGGGAAUGAAGAAUUUUGUGAAUUUGAUAUUUUACGUAAACCGAUUGAAGAAUUGAAGAUUUCCGAAAGUAUUAAGCAGAUUUACAAUACAAAAAUCGACAAUCCUUGGAGUAAUGAAGCCAAUCAAUCGACUGGGACAAAUGAUGAAUGGGCUGAUUUUAAGAAAGCUAGCACACUUUCUUCAAUGACCACCAGUCAUCAAUUAGAUUCAAAUGAAUCCUCUUUUAAAUGGGCUGAUUUCGAUAAUAUUUCUUCAGACAAUAAGAACAAUAAUGAUAAUAAUAAUAAUUCUGAAGUUGUCUAUCCUGGAACAUUGAAUGGGAUCACAGGAAGUGAAUCGACAACAGGAUCAACUAAUACUGUCAAUACGACGACGACGACAACGCCGAUAGUGACACCUUCUAAGGACACUACUACUAAUAUAGUUAGUAGUGAUAACAGUAUAUCCACUACAAAGUGUAAUACUUCAUCAUUUCCUGUUGAAAAACAAUUGCAAAGCAAAUCCAAUGAAACCUCAUAUUUACCUGUCAGCACUAGUAGUAGUUGUCCUGCCACGUCGGCGACGCCAACUACUCAGUCAUCUGUUCUACCUUCUCUCCUCAAUGCAAAUAUCUUCCAAAAAUGA
Trichobilharzia regenti is the source of this 4548-nucleotide messenger RNA. The record is from the annotation of a GenBank genome assembly. NCBI's taxonomy places the organism in Eukaryota, Metazoa, Platyhelminthes, Trematoda, Strigeidida, Schistosomatidae.